GUCUGUAAAGGUCCACAAAAACCUUCUGUGAAGUGGCAAACGUCUCCUGGGCAGUAUUCCUGCGCAUGUCUUGAUUGUGUGCCAAAUAAUGCUUUGUCAUCACUGCAGCAUCUUCUCCAUCCAACUCUUUAAUGACUUUAUAGUUGGUAGCACUUCCGAGAGAGGGAUGUUGCGGUUUUAGUUGUUUUUUGAUACGAUACCAAGUUACUGUAAGCUGGACCCGGCCGAAGCCUGUCGCAUAGACGCUUGGAACGUCAUACGCAAAGAGUUUUCCUUCUGAGAUGGGUCGCCAAGUGGCCUCGACAUUCUUGUACAUAAGCAUGUCACUGUCUCUUGAUACGGCGAUGUCGCCAGGCUUGCAUUCAAGGCCUAUCGUGAGAUCUGCUUCGGUUGAGCACUCGACGAUCGUCCAUUGUUCCUUGCGCAUUUAUACGACAAAGGCGCGUCGAGCGUCGAGGGACCAAUGGGAGGCCGAACUCAAGUGUUUUCUGACGUCGAUGAACUGGUGUUUCUGCACGCGAAGCUUUUAACCCACGCCAACCUCGAGCUCACGCAGAUAUUUGUCGCCGCGUUCAACAGCUUUCUUGCGAAGGCUCUUUCGGUGCACUUGAGUGGGUCCGAAGGAAGGCCGUCCAGGUAAAGAACUAAGUUCGUCUGGGUCCUAAGCUUCAGUAUCUCUCGCUCGACAAUGCGGUGAGCAUCGUCCACAGGAUGCGAGGAAUAGGCGUAGCGAACGGUGACACAAAAUGUC
Messenger RNA from Gamsiella multidivaricata, 751 nucleotides. RefSeq lists its product as uncharacterized. The record is from RefSeq and is a predicted model, not a curated record. The transcript has 2 exons. Bases 282 to 530 code for a protein of 82 amino acids. Lineage: Eukaryota; Fungi; Mortierellomycota; Mortierellomycetes; Mortierellales; Mortierellaceae.